Molecule: messenger RNA, 597 nt
Organism: Podarcis lilfordi (Lilford's wall lizard)
Lineage: Eukaryota; Metazoa; Chordata; Lepidosauria; Squamata; Lacertidae
Source: the annotation of a GenBank genome assembly
AUGACCUCCCGAAGGCACUACACUUUGCCACGAACUCUAAUGACUCCUCGCCUGUAUUCCGAAGGGGCGCUGGGCGGCAUUGCCCAAAUCACCCCCUUCCUGUACAUCAGUAAGGGAAGCGUGGCCUCCAACAGGCAGCUCCUCCUGGCCCGCGGGAUCACAUGCAUCGUCAACGCCACCAUCGAGCUCCCCAAUUUCAACUUCCCCGAGUUUGAGUACGUCAAAGUGCCUGUAGCUGACAUGCCAAACGCCCCCAUCUCCUUGUACUUUGACAGCGUGGCCGACAAGAUCCAGAGCGUGGCACGGAAGCACGGCGUGACCCUGGUCCACUGCGCGGCUGGCGUGAGCCGCUCGGCCACUCUCUGCAUCGCCUACCUUAUGAAAUACCAGAAUGUCACCUUGUUGGAGGCCUACAACUGGGUGAAGUCCAGGCGCCCGGUCAUCCACCCCAAUGUGGGCUUCUGGAGGCAGCUCAUAGACUAUGAGCGGGAGCUGUACGGGAGGAACACCGUUAAAAUGGUACAGACUCCGUACGGCAUCAUGCCAGAUGUUUACAUGAGGGAGAGAAGAACCUUCGUGCCUUACUGGGGGAUCUGA